This is a messenger RNA of Pristis pectinata (smalltooth sawfish), 3878 nucleotides long. Its product is annotated as DEP domain-containing protein 1B-like. The record is from RefSeq and is a predicted model, not a curated record. NCBI's taxonomy places the organism in Eukaryota, Metazoa, Chordata, Chondrichthyes, Rhinopristiformes, Pristidae. The transcript has 11 exons. The coding region runs from base 461 to 2035 and encodes 524 amino acids. Gene Ontology annotation, biological process: intracellular signal transduction.
CGGAGGGCGCGCCGCCCGGGCCCGGGGGUACAGGGCAUAGUGAGGCGCGCUGCCCGGGGCCGGGCACAGCGGCCGACGCUGGGGGCACAGUGAGGAGCACCGAUCGGGGCUGGGGGCACAGUGAGGCUGGGGGCACAGUGAGGCGCACCGCCCGGGCACAGGGGCUGGGGGCACAGUGAGGCUGGAGGGCACAGUGAGGGGCACAGUGAGGAGCACCGAUCGGGGCUGGGGGCACAGUGAGGCCGGGGGCCGGGCACUGGGGGCACAGUGAGGUGCACCGCCUGGGCACAGGGGCCGGGUACUGGGGCACAGGGAGCCGCGCUGCCCGGGGACCAGGGCCACAGGGAGCCGAGCCGCGCCGCCCGGGAUCGGGUACCGGGGCACAGGGAGUCUCGCCGCCCGAGGUCGAGCAUCGCUACAGCUGGGAGUCGGAGCGGUGCUUACUGUGGACGUGAAGAUCAUGGAGAGCCGGAUAACGCCGGGUCCGUACAGGGCCACCAAGUUGUGGAAUGAAAUUAUUGAGCUUUUUCGAGCUGGAAUGCCUCUGAAGAAGCAUCGUCUUCACUUCCGUACUCAUGAUCGCUGCUUUACUGCCACAGAAGGAAUUGACUGGUUACAUGAAUUACUUCGAAGUAAUCACAAUUUUGGACCUGAAGUUACUCGUUACCAGACUGUACAGUUGCUUAAAAAAUUCUUAAAAAAUCAUGUUAUUGAAGAUAUAAAAGGAAGGUGGGGAAAAGAAGAUUUUGAAGAUAAUAAUCGAUUGUACAGAUUUCCUCCAUCAUCUCCUCUGAAGCCAUAUCCGAAAAAGUCACGUCACUUCAAUUCCAAAUUUCCAAAUUGGAGUGACUAUGAUGUUCCAAAGCCAGGUCCUGUCCCAGUAAGGCCUAUAAUUUUGAAUUCUGAAUUGUGGCACAAACGCCACAGCAUUGCAAUUGGGGAAGUAUCAGAAUGCAGAAUUGUACAUCGGGAAGAGGUGUCCCAGGGAACUGUGGAAGGCAUCUGGAAAUCAAUGACGCUAGCACAUUUGCAGAAAAUCCUAGGGCUUGCUUCUCUGGAAGGAGUGUUGGAUCCUAAACAUCUCGAUCCCAAAUAUAUCAUCUAUAAUGUUCGUCAUGUUAAUAAACAAGGUGUGGUAAUUCUAGAGAAUAAAUUGGAAGAGCUUCCACAUUGGGUUCUGUCAGCUAUGAGGUGUCUGGCAAACUGGCCAAAUGGAAGUGAACUGAACCGACCAAUGUACCCAGGGUUUGAAAGAGAUGUGUUCAAAACAAUAGCAGACUACUUUCAUAAACCAAAGGCGCCUUUGUUGACAUUUGAGUUUUAUGAACUUUUUAUUAACACUUUAGGUCUUCUGCAGCAACAGCAAGUUGGUAUUGAAGCACUUCAAGUUUGUUGCCUUCUUUUGCCCCCUGAAAAUCGGAGAAAGCUUCAACUGUUAAUGCGGAUGAUGGCCCGAAUUGCUCUUAAUGUUGAAAUGCCCCCUCUUCAUGAUGCUAUUGCAAGCAGAACGUUGAUGAUUCAAACCUUCUCUCGCUGUAUCCUGCGCUCAGAGGAUGAAGUGGAUCUUGAUGAAUUACUUGCUACAAGACUAGUGAGUUUUAUGAUGGAUCAUUACCAGGAGAUAUUGGGAGUUCCUGAACACCUGCAAAGCUCAGUAGAGGAACACUUGGCUCACCUCCGAAGAGUUCAGAUAAAAUAUGCAGGUGCUGAUGCUGAUGCUACACUGGCUUCCUGCACUUUUUGUCAUCAGAUUAGUUCUGAAGAUUUUAAAGAACCCUGGAGAAACCCUCAAACUGCUUUAACAGCACAGCUGGAAGAAAUAAUAAUUGAUAAAAGCAUGUCUUUUAAAGAGAAGAAGAAGAAAUUAAAGCAGUUUCAGAAGGCCUAUCCUGAAAUUUAUAAAAAUCGCUUCCCAACAACUGAGAGUGAGAUGGUGCUUUUCCCUGAAAAAUCAAAGCUGAAAACUCAACUCAUGUUCUUCACAAUGAGGAAAUCAUUCCAACCGUUUCAUAGAACCCGGAGUUUCCGGAUGUAAAAUCCUUUUUCUGAGUGGUGCUACUGUUAUCAUGAGGAUUUAUUGGUUAAUAUCCUCAGUUUUCUCUGGAGUUUGGACAUCGUUGCUAAGAAUAUUUUUGUAUCACCUCUGUUGGUUUUUAGUAGAAUUCUCUAGAUCUUGUUGUAAUGGAUAACUGAUUCCAAAAUUUAGAAGACAUUUACUCUACAUACAUUUCCAAUGAAUGAAUUUGUGAAGUUUUAGUUUGAUAACUGAGUAUUCACGUUGGACACAAAGUAUUAUUUAAGGAGAUAUUGUGCAUUUUAGUAUUGAUAGUGAACAAUGUUGGCACAUUUUGAGCCCCAUUUUCAGUGUUAAUUUUUAUGUUUGCUUUGCUGGAAUUGGAAAAUUGCAGAUAUGUCACCUCUUUAGGUGCACAGUAACAAGUAUUUUUGGUACAGGACUGGCAAUCUGGAGGUUCUGUUUAAAUACCACAAGGCUGAAUUGUGAACUUGAGUUUGAGAAUUUGGUAAUUUGUGGUCUGACACCAGAAUAUUUACAUGCAAACUGUUGGAUUGUCAUUUCUUAAAAUUAACUUUCACAAACAAUGCUUGGGGAAGAGGACCUUGUUUCUGUGAUUCCAGUUUAUUGGAAACUAGAUAGUUGACACCUAGUAUGUGCAGCUAAGGAUGGCAAAUGUUGCCUUGCCAGCAUUGCAGGAUUUAAAAAUAUGAUUAAUGCAAAUUUACUUUUGCAAUAUUUGCUGAAAUUGAUAAACAUUUACAGCGUGGAUUCAAAGCACUGACUAUAAUUGUUUCUUGGGCAGUAGCUUUCACUGGAAUUAUAUCAAUUAUCUUAGCUCUGUUGAAAAUAGAUUGAUUUGAAUGGAUUACUUAUUCUCCUCAUAUUAUAUACUUGAGGUCCUUUCCAUCCUCCUGGUAAGGAAAUUCAUUGCAUAAGCACAAACGAUCUUUAUUUUGAGCUAUUAACAAUAAAUGACAAAAAUUAACUGGCUGGAACUGCCCCUAAUCUGUCAAAAAGCAAAAUACUGUGUCUGCUGGAAAUCUGAAAUAAUGACACAACAUCCUGGAAAAUAGUUAAUUCGGGAAGUAUCUGCAAAGUGAAACAAAUUUUUGAAUCAGUGAACAUUUCAUCUGAACAACUUUGAUGAAACUUGUCCUCGUGCAAUUGUUUUUCAUCAUUUGAUUACCAAGUGGUCAAAUGCAGAGUGAAUUGCCAUUUUAAAUCCUUUCUUGUGCUUUCCUUCUUUGGAGAGCCACCUACUUAUAGUCUGAUGCUGGAAAUUUCUUAAAUGGGCAAACUACCAUAUUAAAAGAGCUUCUUGCUGUGUUUUAGUGCACCACUGUGCUGUGCGAUUUGAUCCCCUUUAUUGUUCCAUUUGCUUAUCUUGGUAAAAUGAUACUAGAAAGUAUUAAAGAUUUGCCAGCAAUGUACUAACAUUGGCACAAUAGUAGAAAUAAUGGUGAAACUAAUGCUGAUAAUCUUUAUUUACAUAACUUUGGACAGCAACUUCAGAAGAUCAGAUGUGAGUGGUUAAACUGAUACUUCUCUAAGGUGGUGUCAUAUUGCUUUCCACCCAAAAACAUUGAUUGCUCUGACAUUGCUGCUUUUGCCUCACAAAUGGAGAGACACAGCAUGGAAACAGGCCCUUCAACCCACCAAGUUCAUGCCUAAAUAUGGACUAAACUUAACUGGAGAAGUUUAGGGUUUGACUUCAUUCUAAAUAGCCUUUCAAUAAUAUCUCUGGGAUGAACAUUAACUUUUAAGUGUACAGGUUUGGUAUUGGUUUAUUAUUGUCCCUUCACAAUGUAGAUAAAAAAAAACAAGAUGCUGGGGAACUCAGCAGGUCAGGCAGCAUCCAUGG